AUGCACGAAGAAACCAAGACGCUUUUGCCUCCGGACCACCUCGAAGCAGCCUCGGUGAGCGAUAUCUUUCUCAUCAAGCCCUACUCGCUGCGGGCAGAGAUUGCAUCCCUCAUCCAGCUCGCCUACCCGAUGGUUGCGACAUACUUGAUGGAGUUCCUCCCGGGCUUUCUCUCGGUCGCUCUUGUGGGCCACCUCGACUCGCCCCUCACAAAGGAGUAUGUGGACGCAGCCGCGCUCUCUACCGUGUUCUUGAACCUUUCUGGCCUCUCGAUUGGCUUUGGUCUUGCCUCGGCGCUGGACACACUCUGUUCUCAAGCUGUAGGCGCUGGGAAGACAAACCUUCUCGGCGGCUACCUUCAAUGCGGCCUCCUCGUCCUCGCGGUGACCUACGUUCCAAUGUUCUUACUUAACUACAAUGUGGGGCUCUUACUCGUUUGCCUUGGUCAAGACCCGAUCGUGGCGUCGCUGGCUGGCGAGUUCUCGCGCGUGACUGUGUUUUGUCUCCCACUUUGCUUUACCUACGAGCUCCUCAAGAAGGUGUUGCAGGCCCAGCACAUUGUUGCACCCAUGGCGUACAUUGCAAUCGCAAGCAACCUCCUCUACGCUGGCGUCGGCUACUACCUCUGCUACUACACGGACGCAGGAUUUCUCGGCAUUGCGUAUGCACGCUUGGUCUGCAAUACGUCCUUGCCGCUACUUGCGGUCCUCUAUCUGAAUUAUACGCAAGUGCACUGCCAAUGGUGGCCGCAAGGCUCCUCGUGGACCUCGCAGUGGUACGACGCCGUGCACCAUGUUGGCGAGUUCCUCGAAUUUGGCGUUCCUGCCAUGGUCAUGAUGCUCCUCGAAUGGUGGGCGCUUGAGAUCCUCACGCUCAUGGCAGGCUGGAUGCCGUCGCCCGUCCUGGCCAUCAGCGUGCACUCGGUUCUGGUGACGCUUUCGUCAGUUGCUUUCAGCAUCUUUCUCGGUAUCUCGAUUGCGACGACGAUCCGAUUGGGGAACGCGCUCGGAGCGUACGAGCCAAUGCGCGCCAAGUUGAUUGUGUCGGCGUCGUACAUCGUUGUCGCGGCUACCGCGACCGUCCUUGGUGCUUUUGUACUCGCCUUUCGACUCGUCUUGCCUGCGUGGUUCAUCAACGAUGCGUCUUCCAUCCGGACGACGCAAGGGGCUCUGUACAUUCUGGUCCUAUAUCAAUUCAUGGAUGCGAUGAAGAUGGCCGCCCAAGGGCUCUUGCGCGGCAUGGGACGUCAGACCAUCGGAGCGCACGUGAACGCUGUCGCGUACUGCGCGAUUGGACUUCCGCUUGCUGCUCUUCUCGGGUUUAUCGUCAACUUGGACGUACCGGGGCUUUGGAUGGGCAUGACGAUCGGUGUCUCGUCAGCGUUCGUCUUCUUUGCAGUGUACCUAGCGCGAACCAACUGGCGCGGUGUGGCGGACGACGCUGUGAGCCGCAUGGACAAGUAA
Saprolegnia diclina VS20 is the source of this 1461-nucleotide messenger RNA. RefSeq lists its product as hypothetical. The transcript is spliced from 7 exons. The coding region runs from base 1 to 1461 and encodes 486 amino acids. Lineage: Eukaryota; Oomycota; Saprolegniomycetes; Saprolegniales; Saprolegniaceae. Gene Ontology annotation, cellular component: membrane. Gene Ontology annotation, molecular function: xenobiotic transmembrane transporter activity; antiporter activity. The record is from RefSeq and is a predicted model, not a curated record. Gene Ontology annotation, biological process: xenobiotic detoxification by transmembrane export across the plasma membrane.